AUUUCUAAGAAGUGCUAUUCGUAGUAAUUGUAUCGUGAAAUAUAUAUACAGCAAGUAUAUAUCUUUUAUGCAUUUAUUAAAGUAAAAUUGAUAUAGAACGUCGUGUCAGUGAACGGAGUACAAAAAAUAUGUUAUUAUUUUGUAGUUAUUUUAAGGUAAUGAACAAUUUGAACUUGUUCAACGAUAUCAUACUGAAUAGACGCAGAAUUAAAUGAUCUGUUCUUACGAGUGAAUUUCAUUGAGUUUAAAAAUGGCUGUAAAUGACAAAACUUGUAGUAUUUGUUUAGAUUAUUUUACAAAACCUAAAAUUAUCGACUGUCGUCAUACAUUUUGUGAAUUAUGUCUGGAUGGCUAUGUCAAAAAUGUAGUCAUAAAUAACCAGUUCCGAUGUCCAUUAUGUAGACAGACUAAUAUAAUACCAGAUGGUGGAGUGAGAGAUUAUAAAGUGAACUUUCACGCCCUCAAGAAAAAAAAGCCAGUGCCAGUUCCAAGAAGAAAAGUAAAUGCCUCAGUUAAUUUACCAACUAAGGAAACGGUGUUAGUCUCAAGAAGAGAGAGUGGUGCCCCUGUUUGUUUAUCCACUGAAGAGAAUGAAAAGCAAGUUGUAAAUCCUCUCUGUCCACAACACAAUGAAGAAAUGGGUUACUGUAAAGAUUGUAACCGCACACUUUGCUAUCAAUGUCUUAGUGGUCAUCAAGGCCACGCCGUAUAUACUAUUGAAGAUAUGUUACGCGAAUUUGACAUAUUUCUCUAUCCACUAGACGAACAAGCCAAAUUGAUCAAUUCUAUUGUGGAUUUUUUGAAAAAAGAGGCUAGAACAGUCGCCCAACAGUAUGCUGAAGAAUGUGGAAAAGUUGACCAAAGAAUAGAACAGAUGUGUCAAAUUAUCAAAGAUGAAGGCCAAAAACUAAAACUGAAAAUGAAGGAUUCUAAUUUGGAGCACAAGAAGGUGAUCGAAAAGAUGACUAAAGCCGCCAAAAAGCAGAAGACGCAAAUUAGAAAAAUUUGGAACCAGAUAGAGGAGAUGGCGAAAACAAACCAGGUGUGUGAGGCAAUAUUAAGUACUGAACACGAACCAAAAUUGAUACCAGAUAUCAAUCAAGAAGAUUUUACUCUACCAGAUUAUUCUUGUCCUCGGUUUCAAGAUGGCGUUACAGAUGUGGAGGAAUUAUCCAAGCAAAUUGGACAAAUACACAAUAUGGGAGACGGCAGAUUUCAUGUGGAUAAUAAUAAUUAUGGGCAUGUACCGACUCCAGGUUAUGAGAACGCGCAGAAUCCCAUUUACAUGUAUUUGGAUGGGCAGAUCCUUGGUAAUAGGCAAACUCCCCGUUAUGGUUUGGCACCGACUCCCGGUUAUGGGUCUACACUGAAUCCAGAUUAUGUGUUUGCGCUGAAUCCCGGCUAUGCGUAUGCACAGAAUACCGGUUAUGCGUAUGCGCAGAAUCCCGGUUGUGCGUAUGCGCAGAUCGCUGGUUAUCAGGAGUAAUAUUGUACAGCACAAGGCUAUGGCGAGAUUUUAGAAGAACCACAUUACGACCGUGUUACCAAAUAUUUCUUGUGUAAAUUUUUCACUGACAAUAAUCAAUGCCAAGGACGAGUGGACAACAGUAAAUCAUUAACUGAUUCAGGAGUUCAGGUCAAAGAUUUUGUGAACCACAAUAUUUUAAUUUUAUCUUUAAAUCUGAGAAUGGUUUUAAAUUAUGUUAAUAAAAUUAAAGUACAAGUCACAUGUUCGUCUAUCGAAAUCCAAUAAACUCAGAAAUCUCAUCUAGAAGAAAAUGUAUGUCGGUCAACUAGCUUCGUGUCUAAUUGUAGACGGACUGCGUUGGUUUCGUAUGGAAAUAAUUUUUACACCUUAUGUAAAUGUCCAUUUUGUAGAAUUAAAAUAUUUUCUUUUAUG
Molecule: messenger RNA, 1900 nt
Organism: Patella vulgata (common limpet)
Lineage: Eukaryota; Metazoa; Mollusca; Gastropoda; Patellidae
Product: tripartite motif-containing protein 2
Exons: 1
Coding region: 251-1486 (411 amino acids)
Molecular function (GO): zinc ion binding
Source: RefSeq, a predicted model, not a curated record